AUGAUCGUGGAACCCAGUCCCGAUCCAUACAGCUGGACGAGAAAAAAAAAGCUAUUCAUCUUCGUCACUGGCUUGGUGAUAGUCCUGAAUAGUACUCUCGGAUCCGCCCUUCCCAGCGGUGCCAUCGAUUUCAUCGCGGCCGACUUCAACAUAACAAACCAGCAACAGCUCGUACUACCGAUAACGACCUACUUGAUCGGAUAUAUUCUCGGGCCUAUUCUUUUCGCUCCCUUGUCAGAGACAUAUGGCAGGCGUCCGGUGAUGAUAUGGACAUUCCUAGGAUAUACAAUCUUCAGUCUUGCCUGUGCUGUUGCGCCCAACUUUGCGGCCAUUGUCAUUUUUAGACUGUUUGCUGGUAUCUUUGCAUCCUCGCCAACUGCUGUCGUUGGAGGGUUGUAUGCGGAUAUUUUUUCUGAUCCUAAGACAAGGGGCAGAUCGAUGGCUGGGUAUAUGGCUGCUACAACACUCGGCCCUACCAUGGGACCGCUAAUCUCUGGUUAUAUCUCUAAUGUCAGUUGGAGAUGGACGUUUUGGAUCGCGUUGAUCAUUGCUGGUGCUUCAUGGCCUGCGCUGAUAUUUCUCCCUGAAACCUUUCGGCCUGUGUUGCUGCGAAAAUAUAAUAAGAUUAAUAAUAUCACAUCGGAUGAUGCGAACCUGGCUACUCCCGGUCUACGAAACCUCGUCACGCGAGUGUUGACACGCCCUAUCCGAAUGAUCUAUUCCGAGUCAAUUGUUCUAUUCUCCUGUAUCUAUCUUUCCUUAACAUACUCUAUCUUUUACCUCUUCUUCGAGGCUUACCCUAUCAUAUUCCAAGGAAUAUACGGUUUCAGUAGCGGACAAUGCGGUCUAGCAUUUAUCCCCAUCGGAAUCGGCGCUCUCCUAUCCUUCCUCGUCUACCUCGCCUACGACUCCGUCUACCAACGCGCCCAAUCCCAAGCCAAACCCUGGGUGAAGAUCGAAGAAUACCGCCGUCUCCCCCUAGCCUGCCUCGGCGGACCCCUAUACACCAUCUCCCUCUUCUGGCUCGCCUGGUCCGCCCAGCCAUCCAUCCACUGGAUCGUUCCCAUGCUCUCUGGCAUCCCCUUCGGCAUCGGCUUCCUGCUCAUAUUCAUGGCGCUGAUCAACUAUCUCGCUGACGCGUAUGGGACCUAUGCGGCGAGUGCAUUGGGCGCUGCGAGCUGUACGAGAAGUGUAUCUGGUGCCUUGUUGCCGCUUGCCACGUCGCCAAUGUUCGCGAGGCUGGGAACGCAUUGGGCGACUAGUUUGCUGGGAUUUGCGAGUUUGGUGAUGAUUAUAAUCCCCUUUGCGUUUAUUCGUUUUGGGGAUCAUCUUAGGCGGAAUAGUGCUUUUAGUCAGGCUGCUAAGGGGAGGUGA
Messenger RNA from Aspergillus caelatus, 1374 nucleotides. Its product is annotated as MFS transporter. The record is from RefSeq and is a predicted model, not a curated record. Gene Ontology annotation, biological process: transmembrane transport. Lineage: Eukaryota; Fungi; Ascomycota; Eurotiomycetes; Eurotiales; Aspergillaceae. Bases 1 to 1374 code for a protein of 457 amino acids. The transcript is spliced from 6 exons. Gene Ontology annotation, molecular function: transmembrane transporter activity.